UCGACGGUACUCGAUGGGAACGGGUCGGCAGCUGCCAACGCGUUCUACAAAAGCAUCGAUGCGGCCCCGAAUAUGAAUGUGGCCAGAACGAAGACGAGUAUUCCACUCGUCUCGGAACUUGUGUUGAAGACGAUGGCCACAAAGAGAGCUCAGGCCGGACUUGCCAACGCCGCCAAGUCGACAUUUGGAGAUGAGGAAUUG
Ostertagia ostertagi is the source of this 201-nucleotide messenger RNA. The record is from the annotation of a GenBank genome assembly. Lineage: Eukaryota; Metazoa; Nematoda; Chromadorea; Rhabditida; Trichostrongylidae.